Nothobranchius furzeri (turquoise killifish) is the source of this 3292-nucleotide messenger RNA. RefSeq names its product signal transducer and activator of transcription 5B. Lineage: Eukaryota; Metazoa; Chordata; Actinopteri; Cyprinodontiformes; Nothobranchiidae. Gene Ontology annotation, molecular function: DNA-binding transcription factor activity, RNA polymerase II-specific; RNA polymerase II cis-regulatory region sequence-specific DNA binding. Gene Ontology annotation, biological process: response to peptide hormone; defense response; regulation of transcription by RNA polymerase II. The record is from RefSeq and is a predicted model, not a curated record.
GAAUAAACCCGGAAAUACAAGUUAUGUGUUAGCAUCACGCCAACGCUGAGUACGUCCUCACACACGCGCUGUAGUAUUAAGAUUUCGGAAACUCUUUAGUUCUCUACAGUUAAAAACAUUAUAAACCAGCCAGCAGCAGCAGGUAUCGUUACGAGACACGCUCACUGAUGCGCUAGGACUUGGAGGGUGUGUGUGUCUGCCGUCGACGCAAAGCUUCCACAGGUAGCAGCAUGGCAAUGUGGAUUCAGGCCCAGAAGCUGGAGGGUGAGGCGUUACAUCAAAUGCAGGCACUGUAUGGGCAACACUUCCCUAUUGACGUGCGACACUAUGUGGCCCAGUGGAUUGAGAGCCAACCCUGGGACUCGGUUGAUUUGGACAACCCCGGAGAGGAAGCCAAGGCCAAACAGCUGCUUGACAGCCUGGUGGCUGAGCUGCUGAGGAAAGCUCAGCUUCAGGAAGGAGAAGAUGGAUUCCUCCUGAAGAUCAAGCUGGGUCAUUCUGCCAACCAGCUUAAGAGCACAUAUGACCGGUGUCCGUUUGAACUGGUGCGCUGCAUUAAACACAUCCUGCAGUCAGAGCAGAGGCUGGUUAAAGAAGCUACAAACUCAAACAGUGGGGGUGGGGCACAGCCAAUGGACACUCUGUCCCAUCGCCAUCAGCAGAUCAACCAAGCCUUCGAGGAGCUCCGCCUUGCAACGCAGGAAGCUGAGAAUGAACUAAAGAAGCUGCAGCACAGCCAAGAGUAUUUCAUCAUCCAGUACCAGGAGAACCUGCGCAUCCAGGCCCAGCUUAGCAGCUUGUCUUCGCUACCACCAGAGGAGCGAGCCCAGCGGGAGCCUGCCCUUGUGAGCAAACGAGCCACUGUGGAGGCCUGGCUCACCAGGGAAGCCAGCACGCUACAGAAAUACAGGCUGGACCUGUCGGAACAGCACCAGAAGACUCUGGGUCUGCUGAGGAAGCAGCAGACUCUUAUACUGGACGAAGAGCUCAUUCAGUGGAAGAGAAGGCAGCAGCUGGCAGGCAAUGGAGGUCCACAUGAGGGGGGGCUGGAUGUCCUCCAGUCCUGGUGUGAGAAGCUGGCAGACCUCAUUUGGCAGAACCGGCAGCAAAUUCGACGCUGUGAACAUUUGACCCAACAGCUUCCACUGCCCGGCCCGAUGGAGGAGCUGCUGAACAAACUCAAUGCUGACAUCACUGACAUCAUCUCAGCCUUGGUCACCAGUACUUUUAUCAUCGAAAAACAGCCCCCCCAGGUAUUAAAAACUCAGACCAAGUUUGCUGCAACAGUCCGCCUUCUGGUGGGGGGGAAACUCAAUGUCCACAUGAACCCGCCACAGGUCAAGGCUGUCAUUGUCAGUGAGCAGCAGGCCAAAGCUUUGUUGAAGAAUGAAAGUACACACAGUGAAAGCAGCGGGGACAUCCUUAACAACAACUGUGUUAUGGAGUAUCAUCAAGGCACCGGCACACUCAGCGCCCACUUCAGAAACAUGUCACUGAAGCGAAUCAAGCGCUCAGACCGUCGAGGUGCCGAGUCGGUCACAGAGGAGAAGUUCACUAUUCUGUUUGAGUCACAGUUCAGUGUUGGGGGUAACGAGUUGGUUUUUCAUGUCAAGACCCUGUCUUUACCUGUAGUUGUGAUUGUCCAUGGCAGCCAAGACAACAACGCCACAGCCACCGUCCUGUGGGACAACGCCUUUGCUGAGCCGGGCAGAGUACCGUUCAUUGUUCCUGACAAGGUCCUGUGGACUCAGCUAUGUGAGGCUCUUGAUAUGAAGUAUAGGGCAGAGAUGCACAGUGGGCGUGGCCUAACCGACGACAACCUGGUCUUCCUGGCACAGAAGGCUUUUACCAGCAGCAGUAACAAUCCAGAGGAUUACCGGAACAUGACCAUAUCCUGGGCCCAGUUCAAUCGGGAAAACUUACCUGGACGCAGCUUCACCUUUUGGCAGUGGUUUGAUGGAGUGGUAGAGCUAAUGAAGAAGCAUCUCAAGCCUCACUGGAAUGAUGGGGCCAUUCUGGGAUUUGUGAACAAGCAGCAAGCACAAGACAUGCUCCUGUCCAAAACAAAUGGCACCUUCCUGCUACGAUUCAGUGACUCUGAGAUUGGAGGCAUCACUAUUGCUUGGGCAGCUGAAAAUCCCAACAAACUAGGUGAAAGACUGGUCUGGAACCUGUUGCCCUACACAACAAAGGACUUCUCUAUUCGUUCUCUGGCCGACCGCAUCAGUGACUUAAAUCACCUUCUGUUUCUUUACCCUGACAAACCCAAAGAUGAGGUGUUCGCCAAGUACUAUACACCUCCACUUUCAAAAGCAGUGGAUGGAUAUGUGAAACCACAAAUCAAACAAGUUGUGCCAGAAUUCACCACCCCAACUCCUGAGCCCUGUGGAGGAGCUUCAGCAUUCAUGGAUCAGACAGCUGCUUCCUCUACAAGCCAGUCCAACAAUUAUGGUGUCUACGCUUCCAUCACUGAGAACAUGCUGGAUCCAGAAGGGGACUUUGACCUGGAUGACACCAUGGAUGUGGCCCGUCAUGUGGAAGAGUUGCUUCGCAGGCCCAUGGAGGCCCACGCUCAGUGGAGCAGCCAGCAGUCAUGAACUGCAACGUCUUUAGGCUUUUAUUUUAUUCUAACCUCUUUUUAACUCAUUUUUUCUCUCUGCUUUUUUAUUAAAAAACUAAAAAACUUAAUAUAAAAUAAGCUUAGUUACUCUGGCAGAUCCACAUAACAGCUAUUUUCUAGAUUCUGCUGAACAUAGGAAGGUAAAAGCUCUGUCAUCUGCAGCUGUUGACAUGGUGGGAUGACUUUAAAGACCAAGUUCAUGGAAGUAUCUUUCAUAAGACACACAGUGGCGGCAACUCAGUGUGUCUUACGAAUGUGUCGUAGCGGCAUGGCAAUGCGAGAAUAUUUCGCCUUUCAUGUCAGCGGAGCUUUUCCCCCACAGAGGUGGACUCACACGUUCUUCAUUUAUAGUAGCGACCACUGCAGAUGCAAAUGGACCUGGUCUUUAAUACCCCCUCAAGCUCACUAGUUCCUCAGGGCUGCUGUCUAGAGCUAUUAUGUUUGGGUUUUCUUUUGUUUUUCUUUUACAAAAAGUAAUUUUACAGCGUAAACUUUACACAACGUUCACAUGUGCCUGAUGAGCUUUUGAAAUGCAGAGACCAUUCACAUGGGAAAAGCAAACUUCUGUAUGAAUGACUUUCAAUUAUUUUGUUUUGUAAUAAUGAGAAUGUGUCAAUAUUUUUGUUGAAAGAAGAUAAAAUGGAAUGGGAAUAAAAUGGAAACCUAAAAGGA